CAUCAGAAGCCUUUCACGGCAGCCCGUCUACUCCCCCCUGCUACCUUCACUCUGUGUGGUGGGAGGUCCUGGGUGAGCCGGGAUGGCUUGUCAUUACAGGUGUCGGUGACCUUCGAGGAUGUGGCUGUGCUCUUCACGCGGGAUGAGUGGAGGAAGCUGGGUCCUUCUCAGAGAAACGUGUACCAGGAAGUGAUGCUGGAGAACUACAGUAACCUGGUCUCACUGGGACUCCUGUUUUCCAAACCAAAAGUGAUCUCCCUGUUGCAGCAAGGAGAAGAUCCCUGGAGGGUAGAGAAAGAAAGUCCUGGAGGCCCCUCUCUAGGAUGGAAGAGCACUCACAAAACCACGAAGUCAACUCAGACGCAGGAUUGUUCUUUUCAGGAGUUGAUGAUGAGAAGAUCCAGAAGAAAUGGACCCUGGGACUUUAAAUCAGAAAAACCCUGCAUUUAUGAAGACAGAUUAGAGAAAAAGCAGGAGAAAAAAGAAAGUAUUCAGACAGUUUCAGUUACCCACAAAAAAAUCCUCAUUGUAGAAAGAAGCCAUAAAAAUAAUGAAUUUGGCCAAAACUUUAGCCCAAAGUCGGUCCUUGUUAGGCAACAGAUGGUUCCCAGAGAAAAAACACCACCAAAAUGUGAAAUACAAGGAAACAGCUUCAAACAGAAUCCAUAUUUGCUUAAUCAACGAAAAAUCAACACCGCAGAGAAACGCUAUAAAUGUAGCAUUUGUGAAAAAACCUUCAUUAACACUUCAUCUCUUCGCAAACAUGAGAAAAACCAUAGCGGAGAGAAAUUAUUUAAAUGUAAAGAAUGUUCAAAAGCCUUCAACCAAAGUUCAGCUCUCAUUCAGCAUCAAAUAACUCAUACUGGAGAGAAGCCCUACGUAUGUAAAGAAUGUGGGAAAGCCUUCACUCUGAGUACAUCCCUUUACAAACACCUAAGAACCCACACUGUGGAGAAAUCCUAUAGAUGUAAAGAAUGUGGUAAAUCCUUCAGCAGAAGGUCUGGCCUUUUUAUACAUCAAAAAAUCCACGCUGGAGAAAAUCCCCAUAGAUACAAUCCAGGUAGGAAGGCAUCCAGCACUUCCCUUCCCGGAUGUCAGAGAAUUCAUCUCAGAAAGAAGUCCUAUUUAUGUAAUGAAUGUGGCAACACCUUUAAGUCUAGCUCAUCCCUUCGUUAUCAUCAGAGGAUUCACACGGGAGAGAAACCUUUCAAGUGCAGUGAAUGUGGGAGAGCCUUCAGUCAGAGUGCAUCUCUUAUCCAGCAUGAAAGAAUUCACACUGGAGAAAAGCCCUAUCGAUGUAACGAAUGUGGAAAAGGUUUCACUUCUAUUUCACGACUUAAUAGACACCGGAUAAUUCAUACCGGUGAGAAGUUUUAUAAUUGUAAUGAAUGUGGCAAAGCCUUAAGUUCUCACUCGACGCUUAUCAUUCAUGAAAGAAUUCACACUGGAGAGAAACCGUGUAAAUGUAAAGUGUGUGGGAAAGCCUUCCGACAGAGUUCAGCUCUCAUUCAACAUCAGAGGAUGCAUACCGGGGAAAGACCCUAUAAAUGCAACGAGUGCGGGAAAACAUUCAGGUGUAACUCAUCCCUUAGUAAUCAUCAGAGAAUUCACACAGGAGAGAAACCAUAUCGGUGUGAGGAAUGCGGGAUAUCUUUCGGCCAAAGUUCAGCUCUUAUUCAGCAUCGGAGGAUUCAUACAGGAGAGAAGCCCUUUAAAUGUAACACAUGUGGGAAGACUUUCAGACAGAGCUCAUCACGUAUUGCCCAUCAGAGAAUUCAUACUGGAGAGAAACCAUAUGAAUGUACUACAUGCGGGAAACUUUUCAAUCACAGGUCAUCUCUUACUAAUCAUUACAAAAUUCAUAUCGAGGAGAACCCCUAGGAAGUAAAUUUGCAUGUGUGAAAGCCUUAAACCAAAGCUCAUCAGAAUAUCCGAGAGUGAUACAACAGAAGUAAUGGGUAGGAAAAACCUUUCUGUGAUGUAGGCCUCGUCAGAUACCAGAUUCCAAGGAUAAACCUUGACUAUGUAAUAGAUAAUGAGGAAAGUAGGAAGUGUUCAUGCCUGCCAGGCACUUUUGAAAAUAACCUGAAAUGAAGAAUUCACAACUGGAGACACUGACUUUGGGCAUUUGUAAAAUAAUUCUCUUCUAGAGCAGUGUACACGAGAUACCUAAACAUCUGGGUGAGGGGAGGUGUGCACUGGAUUUCUCAUUAAAAAGAAACUUAUAAAUUGGUAAUACUUUUUUUUUUUUUUACAACUAACAUUUAAUAGCAUAUAAAAGAUGUGAUUGAAUUCUACACUUUUAGAGAAAAGGACCAAAUAAAAGAUUAAAAACAACAACAAAAAAGAGCUGUGAACUACCUCUCCGUUUCUGGGGUUUGUCCUUUUCCUGACCUGAUGUCAAAUUCUGUGCAUGGAUUUCAUUUAAAAAUAGAAAUAAAAGUCUGUUGUCUUCA
Molecule: messenger RNA, 2456 nt
Organism: Leptonychotes weddellii (Weddell seal)
Lineage: Eukaryota; Metazoa; Chordata; Mammalia; Carnivora; Phocidae
Source: RefSeq, a predicted model, not a curated record